This is a messenger RNA of Cooperia oncophora, 2724 nucleotides long. The record is from the annotation of a GenBank genome assembly. NCBI's taxonomy places the organism in Eukaryota, Metazoa, Nematoda, Chromadorea, Rhabditida, Trichostrongylidae.
AUGGCAACAUCUUCGGAUAGCGUCAAGUUCCUUCAACUUCGCAACGGUGAUCGUGUUAAUGUGAAUUCGUUUUGUACUAUAACUCAUGCUGAUGACUCAAAACUUCCUUCGGAUCAGAAAGCUGCUGUCGUUCUCCAAGCUUAUAGGGAGCAUUUCAAAGCAGCAGAUGUGUCCGUCCCUGCUGCGGAAUACAAGACCGUUGACUCCCUCGUGUCCGCACUGCCCCCUCGAAAACGGCCGGAACAGCUGAUAAAGUUUGUCGAAAAAACUAAGUCCGACUUUGAUCGAAUGGUAGAAUAUGACUGCGAUGAAGAGGAUUAUCUUUGGAUCAAAAAUAUCAACAGAGAACGCAAGAAAAACAAGGCUAGUGUAUUGUUACCCGAACAAAUGGAGCAGGUGAUGGAUCGGCUCGAGAAGGAAAGCCACUUCGAGGUCAAAGGGUCGCCGUCUUCAAUUAUGCCCGGCUCUUCCAUGGAUGGCGACGACGUUUGUUGCGUCUGUGGCGAUGGAGAUGUGAACAAUGUGAACCAAAUAAUCUACUGCGAUAUGUGUAACAUUGCCGUUCACCAAGAUUGCUACGGCGUGCCUUACAUUCCGGAAGGGCAGUGGUUGUGUCGCCGAUGCAAACUUUCUCCUUCUGCUCAGGUGGAAUGCUGCUUGUGUCCGAACACAAGCGGUGCAUUCAAACAGACUAGUGAUGGCAGAUGGGCACAUGUGAUUUGUGCUAUAUGGCUUAACGAGGUGCAUUUUGGGAACCUUGUAUUUUUGGAGCCAAUUGAAGGCGUUGACGCUUCGCUGGAGCGAAGGUGCAAGUUGAAGUGCUUAGUAUGUCGAAAGAAGAUGGGAGCAUGUCUGCAGUGCUCGACUAGGAGUUGUCUCAAAGCGUUUCAUGUUACUUGCGCCCAGCAAUCUGGAAUGACUAUGAAAAUUGAGAGCAGCCUCGACCCUAACAAUGCUGAAAUGAUGGAUGUACAGCGUUUCGUCUACUGUCACUUGCAUGCCGAUGAUGACGAAAGUGACCCAGCUGCCCGUAAAAAGCGAAUGGAUGAAGCUAUACGUCGAGCUCGGAGGAGUAUGGCUGCAAAAACCUGUAAAUCUCCCAGUGUGAACAUGCCAACCCUUUCUAUCGAAUCGCUGGAAAGCAUAAAAGCUUUAGUCGGUUUUGACAUUGAGGAUAUAGUGCAAUAUUGGUACCUGAAGAGGAAGAGUCGUUGCGGUGUCCCGCUUAUUAGGAGACUACAGUUGAACCAGAAAGUAUCUCGAGCUUCCAACUUCCCUGCUUCCGAACUUGCACAGGAGGAUCAAAGAAUCUAUGAACAGUUUAUGAUGAAACGAGUAAGUCUCGAAACAACACGAUUACUCUGCGAGCAGGUGAAGAAGCGAGAAAGCCAUAAGAAGAGUCACCGAAAGGUGUCUGCCACACUUAUGGCAACAUUGCUCAAGCCAACGUCUUUGGUAUUGGAAGAGCUGCUUGAUCGCCUAGCUGAUAAGGACAAAGAAAAGGUCUUCACAUCCCCAGUUACUGUGGAUGGUUAUCGGGAUUUCAUCAAGCAUCCAAUGGACAUCUCCACGAUGAGGAAAAAGCUAGAGAAAGGGAAAUAUGAUUCCAUAGGAUCAUUGCGUACGGAUGUUCUUUUGAUGACCGACAACUGUGAAAAGUUCAACCUGGAGAAUCCUUACUUUUUGCACUACGGCCGCAAAUUCCGCAAAAUCGCUCUUGGGUUACUAGACAAGGAAGAAGAGAGGGAACGUUCGUUGGAGAAGUUAUUGUCGAGUGAAUCAGAGCAGUCAUACUUGAAGGAGGUAUCACGCGUGGGACUAUACGACGUUUUGGAGGCGGAGGUCAUGAAAGACGAAAGUGAGCAGGAAUCAGACACAGAGAAGAUUCAAAGGAACAACAGAUCGCGAGCUGUGAAGGACACUCCAACCAAUGAAACGAAACAUGCUGUUCGGUGGCUUGGGGUUGGGAACGUUUAUGGCCGCAAAGGAAUCAAAUGGGGGACUUUUCAACAUCAACGGUAUAAUUCUGAGAUUAUUAGCUCAAGCGUGUUGAGUACGUUUCAUAUUCCAGGAACUACACCGAAACCAAAGCGGCGAAAUAGUCCUACGGAUCAGACUCCCAUUCAUAAGAGACGGAAGAAAGAGUCCAGUUUUAUUAAAAGCCCAUUCCGUCAAUCGCCCAUCACGAAGUUCCUGUCCUCGGCUUCUACGACUGGAAGGCGUUCAACUCUACGACAGCACGUUGCUGCUCCUUUGAUGGCUUUUCGUGACAACUCUGUGAAGAGUCCGUUGUCAGCUGACAUUCCUUCUUCUGAAUCAUCAGCUGAAGAAGAAGACGGCAGGACAAAUCGUCGUAGACCCCGGCUUGGGGAGCAUGCUAAGCUAGACAUAGAGGAACUGAGCGAUUUUGAUGGUUAUCACCACAACGAUUUGGUCGUUGUAGACGGGAUUGCUGGACGGGUAAUAGAUCCUGUAGAUGCACGAGUAGACUGUGGCCUACCAAGCGAACUCGUAAGUGAAUGCCGCACAUCUGCCCAUAGGAGAGACUCUCAGAUUUGCGUUUAUCUCUUCGAGAACGAAAACAAAUGGGGAUGGUAUCCAUCGCGUGAUGUCCGGUAUCUGAAUACAAAUGGGGAUAACAUGUCUUCUUUGUCGUCUUUUAAAUUAGCUAUGAAGUGGCAUAAAAAGAUGAUCGAUACGUACAGUAACAAAGAAGCAAUGUAG